This is a messenger RNA of Amaranthus tricolor (Joseph's coat), 579 nucleotides long. RefSeq lists its product as uncharacterized. The transcript is spliced from 2 exons. The record is from RefSeq and is a predicted model, not a curated record. Gene Ontology annotation, molecular function: nucleoside triphosphate diphosphatase activity. Bases 71 to 415 code for a protein of 114 amino acids. Gene Ontology annotation, biological process: nucleoside triphosphate catabolic process. NCBI's taxonomy places the organism in Eukaryota, Viridiplantae, Streptophyta, Magnoliopsida, Caryophyllales, Amaranthaceae.
AUACUAUUUAUUUUUCUUAAUUCUUAUUUUCCUGUUUUAUUAGACUUCUUUUCAUUUUAGAAAGACAAAAAUGGCACAAAUUUCAGAAGAAAACAAUGUAAGCCUUGAUCUUCUCAAGCAAAUAAUGAGAGAUUUUGCUCAAGAAAGAGGAUGGCAAUCUUACCACACUCCAAGGAACCUGCUUUUGGCUCUGGUUGGAGAAGUGGGAGAGUUAUCAGAGAUAUUCCAAUGGAAAGGAGAGGUAGAAAGAGGGCUACCAAACUGGAAAGAAGAAGAAAAAGUACAUCUUGGUGAAGAACUUUCUGAUGUUCUUCUCUAUUUGAUCCAACUCUCUGAUAGUUGUGACAUUGAACUUGGACAAGUAGCUCUUAGAAAGCUUCAACUUAAUGCUCUUAAAUAUCCACCUAAUAAAUAAUAAUAGGUUUAUUACCAAAUAUAUAAACAAUUAUUAUUAUUCCAUUAUUUGGCUUACAAACUUUGUUAUUUUCUUUGGUUAAUGAUUUAUUGUGACUAAAAAAACAAUGAUAUUUAUCAUAUCAAUAUUGAACAUUGAAGUAUGCAAAUUUAUGUUUAUCAUAU